Dicentrarchus labrax (European seabass) is the source of this 2711-nucleotide messenger RNA. Its product is annotated as golgin subfamily A member 6-like protein 4. The transcript has 4 exons. Lineage: Eukaryota; Metazoa; Chordata; Actinopteri; Moronidae. Bases 93 to 914 code for a protein of 273 amino acids. The record is from RefSeq and is a predicted model, not a curated record.
UACGAGACGCAAACACAGCAGACCACCCCCCAUUUAAGGAACAAAACAUAAGAUUUGUAGUUACAGCCCCAUUUAAGACUGCUGGUGACAGUAUGUACAAGAUGAAGACAGGAUCCCAAGGUCCGACAGUUACUUUUAAUAAUCACUUUGUUGGUGUGUCUGCAGAAGAGGAUGUCUAUGCUAAUGCCGAAAUGUGUACUGUGGACGAAAGGCCUGCCACCACAGAAAAGAAAAUUCCCCCCAGUAUUCAGUCUUUGAUACCAGUUGCAGUGUGUUGGGGGAUACUGUUGAUAAUCAUGGCUCUCCGUAUCCACUUUACCUCUGUCAUUUCCACCAUGCUCAGUGAUCAGAUGGAAGGUUCAGAAGAAGCUGUCCAACAGUGCAAAAAUGUCAUCGACAACCUCGCCUUAGCCAAUAAUAACUUGAAGAGUGACCAGAGCACUCAAGACAUCCAGAUAGAAGAACUGGCACAAGCCAAUGCUGUCUUAAAGGGAAAAAUCACACAACUGAGAGAAGAAAACCAGCAGGUGAAGACAGAAAACCAGCAACUGAAGGAGGAAAACCAACAGGUGAAGGACGAAAACCAGAAGGUGAAGGCAGAAAACCAGCAACUGAAGGAGGAAAACCAACAGGUGAAGGACGAAAACCAGAAGGUGAAGGCAGAAAACCAGCAACUGAAGGAUGAAAACCAACAGGUGAAGGACGAAAACCAGAAGGUGAAAGCUGAAAACCAGAAGGUGAAGGCAGAAAACCAGCAACUGAAGGAUGAAAACCAACGAGUGAAGGACGAAAACCAGAAGAUGCACGAUAACUUUUCUUUAAAACCGAUACCGACAACUGAUAACUUCCAGCUCCUAAAGGCCAAUACCGAUACCACACACACAUAUACAUAUGAUCGUGACCUAAGAUCAUGACAUUAAUACUAUUAACAAACCCAAAAACACUUUUAACUCUUUAAAUGGAGAUAUUUAUUUUUUCCAAUGAAAAACUAUUGACAAGCCUCUCAAAGAAACAUAAAGGCCCCUUGAACUGAUGCAAAUACAUGCAUUGGGAUUACAAACUGAAAAAGUGCAUUCCAGAAGUUAAAAAAAAAAAAAGUAUAGAAAAUUGAUGCACUGACACAAAUUAGAUUCAAACAUUUUUACGUAAACACAAUCUGAAAAAGUGCAUUCCUCAAUAACAAUAAAUAAAAUGUGAAUAAUGCACUGACACAAGUUACACUGAAAAAGUGCAUUCCAUAGUAACAAAAAAUUAAGUUUAACUGAUUUUGGCUUAUGGUUCCAUUCAAAUGAAUACCUUUUCACUAAGAGAGAGAGAGAGAGAGAGACUGAUGGCUAUGUUUCAGGUGACUUAUCAGGUUUGACGUAUUGAAGCUUGUGCUACUUUUACCUCCUCGUGGAACUUGCUUGGAACAUUUGUUACAAAUAACAAGCGACCUGUCUUCUUCAGAAACUUUGAAAAAGUCUCACACAAUUGACGCCAUGUUGUCUGUUUUCAAAUGUAAGCACGCCGUGCUGCAUUUACGGUGUGACGGAAAUUCCCUGUUCCCACGUUUGCUAGUUGUUAUUUCGACCUUUUGUUCAUGUUGCUAUUGUUUAUGUGUAACAUGUGGAAAUAUACUGUGGAUAUCAAUUCAAGUCAGCAACUACCAAAAUUAUGACCGAGUUAACAAGUUUUUUUCCGACAUGAGGGGGUAUUCUUGAAUUUUCCCAGUCAGAAUGAGUUUUUCUGAUUAUGCCAACGUCACUUGAACGCAGCAUUCAGUGCAGGCCAUUCAGGUCUCAUAGUGAGAGCGGGGCACUGCCGUGCUGACAAAAUUAUGUAUGUUAUCGGGGCUAUUCGUCAUGAUAUCGGACUUAUUGGAAUGACGUAAUAAUUUCCUGUUAACGGCCCGAUAACUAUCGGCCCGAUAAUUAUCGUGCACCCCUACCAGAAGGUGAAGAGCGAAAACCAACAGGUGAAGGACAAAAACCAGCAAGUGAAGGCAGAAAACGACCAGCUAAAGGCAGAAUAGAUACAGAAUAGUGUUUACUAACCUUUUUACAAUGGCUUAGUGCUUGUCAUUGUAAAAAAGUUGAGUCAAAUUCAGCUCAGUUCAGAACACGACCUGACCUUGCCAAGUGUUACCUUGCACACGUCCCCUUCUCUCUCUCCUCUGCCCUCUCACUCUCUCCUAAAUGGACAGCGUGGCUUCGGGGCUUGCAGGCUAAUCACAUUAAAGUGCUGUGGCAUUGGCGCACCCCCACCAACUUGGACAUCCAUCAGUUCUUCAAGUACAAUAAAUAAAUAAAUAAAACCACAGCUAGAGGUUUGAAAUAGUAAACAGUUAUUGCUUGUUUAUCAGUUAGUAUGAUAAUUAUGUAUAUAAUUAAUACAUAAAGCUGCGGGCAUUUUCUCCAUGUAAAUAAAAUUGUAAAUAGUUUAUAGUUUGUAAUUGAAUAAUGUACAAUUGAAUGUUGAUUUCUUUUCCAUAAUGAUUUGUAUCCCACACCAGUACAUUAGUAUUAUUAUUAUGAAAGUAAAUAUUUAUAGGGCUAUAUAAUUUGUUUUCAGAUGUUCAAAUUCAAAUAUGUCAUAAGUAUAUAAAAAUAUGUGAGUAUAUUUUUAAAAUUUGAGAUUUUUCUUACUAAUCUGUAUAUAAAUAUAUUUUACAUUUACUUGUACAAUAUAAACGUCUGUUUACCAUGCCAAUAAAGACCCUUUGUAUUGAA